Molecule: messenger RNA, 1581 nt
Organism: Marasmius oreades (fairy-ring Marasmius)
Lineage: Eukaryota; Fungi; Basidiomycota; Agaricomycetes; Agaricales; Marasmiaceae
Exons: 7
Coding region: 1-1581 (526 amino acids)
Biological process (GO): transmembrane transport; carbohydrate transport
Cellular component (GO): membrane
Molecular function (GO): carbohydrate:proton symporter activity
Source: RefSeq, a predicted model, not a curated record
AUGGACAUUCAUACCACGCAACCCAACCAACUAGCUGAGGUCUUAUCGGUGGCACCCCCCACUCGAAGUCGACUGUUUCAAUUUUUUCGACCUCGACGACUCCCUGUUUAUGUGUGGGCGACGUUGUUCACAGCUCUUGGAGGAUUUCUGUGGGGUUAUGAUACCGGAAGCAUUGGUCCGAUCAGCGUCAUGCCUCGAUUCGAAGAACAAUUCGGAGUGCUUUCUCCAACAACACAGGGCUUACUGAUUUCUUGUAUCCUGAUCGCUGCAUCUAUAAUGUCUAUUCUUUCUGGUCCCAUAUCCGAUCGUAUAUCUCGUACCUACACCAUUGCCAUUGGAGGUGCUGUUUAUACAGCCGGCUCUGCCAUUGGCGCUUCUUCGAUGCGGCUAACACAACUCUUUAUUGGGCGAUGCAUUGCUGGAAUAGGAGAAGGAUUAUUCAUUUCCAGCAUUACGGUCUAUGUGACAGAGAUCUCCCCCGCAACCUCCCGAGGACGCCUCGCAACCACUGUCCAGCUGUUCAAUACCAUCGGUGUCAUGGCCGGUUAUUUUACUUGCUAUGGGUCCGUCAAUUUAUCGAAUGGCCUAGCGUGGAGAUUACCUCUCGUGAUUCAAGGCGCGAUUUCCUUCUUGAUGGCAGUUGGCACUCCGUUCUUUCCUCACUCUCCUAGAUGGCUUAUUCACGUCGGAAAGCAUCGCGAUGCGGAAAUAGCUCAGUUAAAACUUGGGCUGCAAGCUGCUGAAUCUAAGAAAGAAGAUUUGGAUGGUGAUGGAGCUGUUGACUCCUCACCCAUUCAAACUCGCAGAGAAGUUUGGAGACACGCCAGGGAAUCAUUCACAAAAGAAGUUCGUGGACGGACACUCUUGGGAUUGUUUAUCAUGGGAAUCCAGCAAUGUUCGGGAAUUGACGCCGUGCUCUAUUAUGCUCCCAUCCUGUUUGCUCAGGCCGGCUUAGCAUCGAAGACGGCGUCCUUUUUGGCUUCGGGUGUAUCUGGCAUUCUUAUGGUUGCUCUAACCUUUGCGGCACAGUUUUUCCAAGAUAAAUGGGGUCGUAGAACACCAAUGGUUGGCGGGGGAGUCGCGAUUGGUGGUACAAUGUUGCUCAUUGGGAUUCUCUAUGCCUCUCAUGCCAAUGAGGCUGUCACAGGGCGAUGGACCAUCAUUGUCCUGAUCUAUCUAUUUGUUGCAUCGUAUAUCUCUACUUGGGCUAUCGUUUGCAGAAUAGUUUCUUCUGAAAUCCAGCCAAGUCGUACGCGUGCUUCAGCGACCAGCCUUGGCCAGUGUGCAAACUGGGUUGUCAAUACGAUUAUCGCCUUUUCGACCCCACUGUUCCUAGCUCGCACGAUUUCGGGACCAUAUUUUUUCUUCGGUGGAUGCUCUUUUUUAUGCGUAUUGGUCUGUGCGAUCUUCCUGCCAGAAACCAAAGGACUCGAUCUGGAAACGAUUGACAAAGGCUUUGUGGAAACACCUCUGCAGUUGGCCUUGCGAAAACGCCUAGCAAGGCGACGGAUUGUGUACGAAAACGACCCUGAUAUUGAACUGGAAGACCUAAACUCGUUCCCAGCUAUGUCAUCUACUUAG